AUGUUUCAAGCAGACAUCGCAAUUCUUCCGAUGAUUUUCUUCGCCUUUUUCUCUUUCGCUAUCUCAACAGCUUUUGCUUGUUCGGAUCUAGUGAAUUAUGCAACAGGAGUAUCUGAUUGUUCCCGUCGUGCUUAUCUUUGUAAUCAAGCUGCCUAUUAUUCCUUGAUGACUACACAAUGUCCAGUUACUUGUGGAAGAUGCUAUAGUAAUUCAACAUCCUAUUCCACUUCAACUUCUUGUGUUGAUUUGACAAACCCAUAUACUGGAGUAUCUGAUUGUCCAAGCAGAGCAUACUUAUGUAAUCAAGCAAAUUACUAUUCAUUAAUGACAACUCAAUGCCCAAGAACAUGUGGAAGAUGUUCAUCAACAGUCACCGGUAAGUUCUAGGAUUUUCUAGAGAUUUGUAUAAAACUAAUUUUAAUUUCAGUAACAUAUUCCUCAUCCUCAUCUUGCACUGAUAGAACAAACCCAUAUACUGGAGUAUCAGAUUGUUCAAGCCGUGCCUAUCUCUGUAAUAAUUCCUUAUAUUAUUCAUUAAUGACAACACAAUGCCCAGCAACAUGUGGAAGAUGUUCAACAGCUUCAACUUCAUCAACAACAACUUCAACAUCUACAACUUGUGCUGAUCUUACAAAUCCAUCAAGUGGUAUUUCCGAUUGUCCAAAUCGUGUUGCCUAUUGUACAAAUGCUAUCUACCUUUCAUUAAUGCAAGUUCAAUGUAGAAAAACUUGCGGAUUCUGCACAUAA
Molecule: messenger RNA, 747 nt
Organism: Caenorhabditis angaria
Lineage: Eukaryota; Metazoa; Nematoda; Chromadorea; Rhabditida; Rhabditidae
Source: the annotation of a GenBank genome assembly